CAGACAUGCUCCGCCCCUGUCUGAGCUGGGCCGUGUGUGUGAGCUGGGCUAUAAAUGCCUGAGAUGCUGCGGCCUCGCCACCUCCUUCUUCGAGAAGUCGGAUGUUGAAGUGUUGAGUCGUGCCCGCGGAAGCAGCGUGCCGCUGAACGCCGUGGCGCCACUCCUACACUGUACACUGUGCUCUCUUUGUUAGUGUAAUUUUAAGAGAAGCGCUGUGAAACACGGUGUUUCGGGCCGCGCUGCUCCACUGCAGACACUCACCAGGGAUAAGAUCAUGCGCGCGGGUCUCAGUGAGCACCUUAAGCGGAUCGGCUGUGUGUGAGGGGGUUAGAGGAGGAGGCUGUUUCUGGUGAAUGAACCUCGUGUGGAUGUUGGGGAGGGAAGGCUGAUUGCAUCAUGGUGGCGGGAGAGCUGCUUCAGGAGCACGCUCCUGCUGCUGCCUGCGAGGCGGCUUCAGCUCUUAAAACCGCAGACACGCACUACACGGAGCUCUCAGACACAAACACCGCGGUGAUCCAUGUGACCGCGCCGGACUCGAGGCAGCGGGCAGCGGACAGUGAGCUCCCGCCGGACGAGGAGGAGGCGAUGCUGCCCAGCGAGCGCGGCGAGCCCCCCACAACCAAGCUGUACUACCGGCGGUUCGCCGUGCUGACCAUCUUCAGCCUGUACUCCCUCGUCAACGCCUUCCAGUGGAUCCAGUACAGCAUCAUCGCCAACAUUUUCGCGCAGUACUACGGCGUGACCAACGUGAUGAUCGACUGGCUGUCCGUGGUCUACAUGGUGGCCUACGUGCCGCUCAUCUUCCCCGCCACCUGGCUGCUGGACUGGAAGGGGCUGCGGGUGACGGCGCUCCUGGGUGCCGGACUGAACUGCGUGGGCGCCUGGAUGAAAUGCGCCAGCGUCGGGCCGCACCUCUUCUGGGUCACCAUGCUGGCCCAGGUCGUGUGCUCCGUGGCGCAGGUGUUCAUCCUCGGCCUGCCCUCUAGGAUCGCCUCCGUGUGGUUUGGGCCCAAAGAAGUGUCCACCGCCUGUGCCACAGCCGUGCUGGGAAACCAGCUGGGUGUUGCCAUUGGGUUCCUGCUUCCACCUGUGCUGGUUCCAAACACUCCAGAAGAUAAACAGCUCAUGAGCCACAACAUAAGCAUCAUGUUUUAUGGAACAGCAGCUGUCUCAACUCUGCUCUUUAUUUUAACAGUCAUCGUUAUUCAGGACAGACCUCCACUGCCACCCAGUCAGGCACAAGCCAUUCUCCCCACAAGCCCAACAGAAGACUAUUCAUACAAGAAGUCCAUCAUUAACCUCUUCAGGAACAAGCCCUUUAUUUUGCUCCUGCUAAGUUAUGGCAUCAUGACAGGAUCAUUUUAUUCAGUGUCUACACUCCUCAAUCAGAUGAUUAUUGCACAUUAUGAAGGAGAGGAGUUGAAUGCUGGUAGAAUAGGUCUAACCCUGGUAGUGGCUGGAAUGGUGGGCUCCAUUCUUUGUGGACUGUGGCUGGAUCAUACCAAAACCUACAAAGUGACUACGCUGGUCGUGUAUGUCCUGUCCUUUAUUGGAAUGUUGGUGUUCACAUUCACUUUAGAUUCAGGAUACCUGCUUGUGGUUUUCUUUACUGCUGGAGCACUGGGUUUUUUUAUGACUGGCUACCUGCCAAUUGGCUUUGAAUUUGGUGUGGAAAUAACGUAUCCUGAAUCAGAGGGCACUUCAUCUGGUCUUCUUAAUGCAUUUGCUCAGGUAUUUGGAAUUGUUUUUACUUUAAUUCAAGGAAAGCUUACCUCAGACUACAAGCCGCUAGUUGGAAACAUCUUCAUAUGUGCCUGGAUAUUUGGUGGCAUCAUUCUAACAGCAUUAAUAAAGUCAGAGCUUAAAAGACAUGGAGCCAAUAUGGGCAGCAAAAGUCAACCGGUUCCAACAGAGUGCCCUUCUGAGAAGGUAACCAAUGGGGUAAGGGUGGAGUCCUCGUCAAGUUUAUCACGUGAGACAUCACUGUAAGCCCACUUAAACAGCAGUGACUCUGCAGCACAACUGCAAGGAGCCCUCUACCAUCACAAGCUUUCCUGAGGUUACUUGAAAUUGUUUCUUUUUAUUUAUUUUUCUUGCUGUACUGUAAUUUCAUAAGACAUUCAUGAGGUUUCAGCACAUGCUAUGUUUUUAAAGACACCCAUAAUGAAGUUAACAUCUUAGUAAAGUUCAACACAUUUUUUUUUAGAUCAGCAGACAACCCGCCUUGCAUUAACAUGCUAAUUACAUUUACAACACAUUGCAGUACUCCCAUAAUGAUGUUGGACACUACAUUCUGUACAAUUUAUAGGUUAAAUGAUUCACUAGUCAUUGCAGUUAGCUCACAAAGGUUUACAACACUGUGAACAUUAGUAUGUAGAGUACUAAUGUAUAUAAGAAGUCAAAUUUGUUCAAAACCUUGUUUGGACAGUGAAAUAUUACAGCUGACAGGAGAGAAAAUCUGUACUAUGAUUUGUGAUUUUUUUUGUGGACCGAACCUAGGAUUUAAAAUUAGCGCAUACACUGGAACUAUGCGUUCAAAAGUUUCUGCAGAGUGUUCAGUUUACAUAGAUAGCUAAGUCUUAUUUUAACUAAUAUAUUAAUUUUAUUUUACAGUGUCUUAAGGCUGAUAGUGUACAUAGUGGGCAUACCUGUUGUAAUAUUUUGAUAGUUUGAGAAUUAGUGUUAACAGUCAGUGUGCACUAAAUUGCCAAAAGUAUCCCCUCACCUGCAUUGUGUUUGGUGAUUUGAGGCUUGGAUGGAGCAGCUUGGCCAUGGAAACCCAGUCCAUAAAGCUCUCUAUGCUCCACUGUUCUUAAGCUAAUCUAAAGGCCACAUAAAGUCUGAAGGCCUGCUUUCAGAGCUGCUUUUGUGCCCAGUAACUUACACUUUGUUAUAAUAUCACUGAAAUUUGACUGUGAAAUAUUUAGUUGUGAGGAAAUUUUACAACUGGACUUGUUGUACAGGUGCUGCAGCCUAUCACAGUACCAUGCUGGAAUUUACUGAGCUCCUGAGCGCGACCCAUCCCUACACUAAUAUUUGUUGAAGCAGCUAUGCUAGGUGCUUGGUUUUAUACACCUGGGGCCAUGGAAGAUGUUGGAACCUGAGCUCAAUGAUUUAGAUUGGUGAGCGAAUAUUUUUGUCAAUGUAGUGUAUACUCAUAUGUAGGGCUGGGUAUCAAUAAUUUUUUUAAACAUAUACUGAUUCUAGGCUUUCUAAAGUGAAAAUUAGAAACUGAAAAGUGAUGCAGCGUAUGUGUCUUAGGUGCUGUAAUGGGUGCGUUUACUGGCUCUCAAAUGUUUUUACCAAACUUUGAACUUUUGGGAGUAAAUAUAUCAAACAAGAGCAGUUUAAAUAGCUCAACACAAACAAUGUAACAUUUAAAUAAAGGUUCCUCCAAAUUCAACACUUUUAACGACUGCUACAUUCUCAGAAUUACUUACCUCUUCAUGUCUUUAGUAUGUAAUCUAGCACCCUUCUGAAUCUGCUGCAAAUGUGAUGCACAGGCAGAUACCAACUUCAGGCAGUGUUCCUAAGAAAGCAGUCUAUUCCUUUCAGUAUAUGCUUCAUUUUUCUUCUUCUUCCAGACAUAACACACUGAUCCAUACAUACCCAGAACAUUCAGUUAAAUUUUAUCACUCCACUGAGGUAAUGAUGUGCUGUAAAGCCGUGAAACAAACUGUUGAGAUUUAAAGAUGACAAUUGGCCAAGAACCCAAGAAGAUAUAGUCAAACAGUGUUACCUGAAGCAAGUGUCUGGCUUUACACAAUGUAAGGAGCAGGUCCCCAAGCAAAUGUGUGCUCUGCACAGCACUCAGACAAUUCUGAGUCUGUAGUAAUCAAUAAAAGUAUCAUUUUGUGUCGAAUUUGGAGAAACCACUAGUUCUGUAUGUUAAGCUGUUCAAAUUGUUUUUGUUUGAUUGCUUUGUUCCAUUUUGCUAAUAAACUUAAUUUUUUUUGAGUACUUACAUCACAUAAUGACAUUAGCUGUACUAACUCAGUGACUAACCAUGUAGUUUAAACCAUGCUAAACAAAACAGGUUCAGGGGAGAACUCACAAAAUUGCGAGAAUUAAAGAACCCUGAUCUAGGUAUUUAUUUUUAUAAUCAAGAUUAUUUAAUUCUUCUAUAAAGCAUGUAGCUUUAAUGGUAGUCAUUACGUCAUUUAAUUUUUGCUGUGUAGGUAUUGAAAUUGCAUCAUUAUAAUCAGUAGUAUUGUAGUACCUGUGUGUGAGGCAAUGCUAUAAAAGUUUAUAAUUUUGAGACCCAGCCUUACUCGCAAGAUUAUGUAUUUAUUUUUGAUUUAUGGGGCACAAAAACGGUCAUCAUUUUAAGGAUGUUUUGCCAUUGAACACUUUUAGUAUAAUAAAUAAUCAUAUUGGAUUGUGUUUUAUGAGAAAUCAGGAGACAACAUGACUGAGACUGAGAAUAAUGACAAUGAUUACAGUAUGUAGCAGCAAAUACAAACUCUGCAGCAGGACAAAGACAUUUAACAAAUGAAAGCACAAAGUAGUGCUGGCAAAAAGCACUUUACUCCCAGGUUUCUUUAAAUCAGAGCACACAAUUUUUAGAUCUGAAGAAAUACAAAACAUGGUCAUUAUAAAUAAAUAUUUUUGUGCACUUAAACACGAACCUAAAUGAUGUAUUAACUCUGUGUACUCCUGAAUUUGUGAGAGAUAUUAAGAGGUUUUUUUAUGGCUCUGCAAAAGUCAGAGACCACCCUGGAAUUAUUUAAUUUCUAGUCGUGCAUUAACAUUCAAGUUCAUUCAUUUCUUUGAAGGUGUUUAUGAUUAAAUUAACACUGUAGAACCUGCUUAUGUUCUCACAACAAACAGCCAAGAACUCCAUGUGCUAGGAAUUUAAAAUUUUUAUUACUAAAUGCAAGCCACUGUAAUAGAAGGGACACUUUGCUAAAAGUUGGGCAUUUUAAUUACAGAAUCAUUUAAUUUAUAUUUAGUUGUUUUGGUGUCUUUAUCUUUUUUGUUGACAUUGAAAUUAAAUAAGAGGCACUUACUUGCUGUUUUGAAAGGAAAUUAAAUAAAAGAGUAGUCUUUGACUCUUUUUACGGCACUGUAAGUGGUGAAAUACUCAAGGCAUGGUUUGGAGCAGUAAAGCAUGAAACGUGAUUUCAGCUCACAUUACUGUCAACAAAUAUGCAGGUGGUUGAAAAUCUACUGGCACACAUUCCAAAGUUGUAUAAUUUUGUUUCUUAUUGAGAUUUUCAUGUUUAAUUUUAUUACCUCAAAUGUGGUAUAAGUCAUAAAAGGAACCAAUGUGUAUUUUUUUAUAAAGGAAUUGUUGCUAAUAAUUUUUUAAACCUACAUUUGUAUUUUAGACUGCUGAAUACUUAUGUUAAUUUAAUGUUUUUUUAUUUAUUAGUCUAAUAUUUGUAACUCAGCUCUAAGCACUACUAACAUGGAAGUGCAGUAGUGUUGACUGCAUGUAUCAUUUGUUUUCUAAUAUUCUGAUAUUCAUAACUUCUGUAAAUUUAAUCCCUCUUUAAGCAAGUGAAAUGUAAUUUGUUCCAUCACCAAGGAAACACUGGGUAACAUGUUUAGUGUUACCCAUAUUAGCAUUUGUUGUUGAAUGUAUGGAUUUUGUUAAUCUUGCCAUCAAUGUUACUAUAAAGCUGCAUUUUGUCCUUAAAUCAGGACAGUAAUAUCCUGUUUCUCUGUUCCAGUCUUUAAUAAAAGCACCAAAAUGUUAUAUCAAAUUA
Messenger RNA from Astyanax mexicanus (Mexican tetra), 5711 nucleotides. RefSeq names its product FLVCR heme transporter 1 (gene flvcr1). The record is from RefSeq and is a predicted model, not a curated record. Gene Ontology annotation, molecular function: heme transmembrane transporter activity; heme binding. The transcript is spliced from 10 exons. Gene Ontology annotation, cellular component: membrane; mitochondrion. NCBI's taxonomy places the organism in Eukaryota, Metazoa, Chordata, Actinopteri, Characiformes, Acestrorhamphidae. Bases 397 to 1989 code for a protein of 530 amino acids. Gene Ontology annotation, biological process: transmembrane transport; erythrocyte differentiation; mitochondrial transport.